Molecule: messenger RNA, 198 nt
Organism: Pseudocercospora fijiensis CIRAD86
Lineage: Eukaryota; Fungi; Ascomycota; Dothideomycetes; Mycosphaerellales; Mycosphaerellaceae
Exons: 2
Coding region: 1-198 (65 amino acids)
Source: RefSeq, a predicted model, not a curated record
AUGUCGGGAUUGUACACAAAGAAGAAUCCACUUCAUCUAUAUACCUUUUAUCUGGGUACCAUAACUAUUGAAGCUGAGCUUUCGUAUUCGUUCUGGGACAAAAGCGGUUCAAAGGAUUCAGCCUUUCGCUUGGGCGACGUCACAGCUGUCAGCUGUCAGCCUCCACCGAACACCGGGACUAUUACCGUGCCGGAGUAA